Messenger RNA from Didymodactylos carnosus, 447 nucleotides. The record is from the annotation of a GenBank genome assembly. Lineage: Eukaryota; Metazoa; Rotifera; Eurotatoria; Philodinida; Philodinidae.
AUGAAUUCUGCUAGUGGUGAUAAUACUAAUAAUAAAGCAGGAACAAUGGAAUAUGAUAAAACAAUGUAUAAAAAACCGAGUGCAGCAGAAAAAAAAAAUCAUUUAGCUGGACGUAUAAAUUUAUUUCAAGAAAAAGUUAAUCAUACACGACAACCAUCACCAGGAAUUAUUGAACAUCAAGUUGAUAAACAUCACCAUGAAAUUGUAGAUGAAAGUUUAAUGAAUGAAAUGAGAAAUUUAUCUCAAUUAGUUAAAGAUAAUGGAUUACAAGGUGAUUAUGCAAUACAAAUUAAAUAUGAUGAUUUAGUUAAUAUAUGUAAAAAUACUAUGAAUAAUGAUAAAUUAAACGAUUUACUAUUAAAAACACGUAAACAUGGUUAUAUACAAUUUUCUGGUGAUACUUUAAAUGAAGAUGUUAAUAUUAAAUUAAUUAAAGUACCAUAUUAA